CGCGAGGGAGCGGAAAUGACCGCAGCACGCCGGAAGUUUACUCAUUUCCAAGGCGACGGCUCCACCAUCGCUGCAACGGCUGGAGUCGGGACGCUGGAAAGCGACUUAGAGGAGAGGGUACUCGCCGACGGCGGCCGCCGCCACAGUGAAUCGCGGGGAGUAGCAACCGAAGACGGCGGCCGCCGCACCAGCCAUCGCGUGUGGAGGAUAAACGGCCUGCACGGCCAUCGCGGCGACCAAUCCAGGGAAAGAGUUAGCGAAGGCCAGGGCUUUAGUCGUAGCGAAGACAGGGAAGGAAUCCGUGAAGGCAGCGACCACCGCUGCAGGGUACCGACGGGAAGAGCAAGUGAAGACGUCCGCUUCUCCCGCAAUGACUCAAGAAGGGUCAGUGAAGACCUGGGCCACCGUCGCAGUGUCUCUCAGGAGAGAGUCAGGGGAGACCGUGGCCACCGUCCCAGCAACUCUUGGGAGAGAGUAAGGGGAGACCGCAGCAGCGACGUGAGUUUAAGUGAAGUCGGAAGCCACCCCACUAGUGACUCCGGGGGAACGGUCAGAGAAGACCGCGGCCUCCAUCUCAGUGGGACUUGGGAGGGAGUCAGGGAGCUCCGGGGUCCCCGAACCAGCGACUCUGGGGAGAGAGGCAGUGACGACCACAGCCGCCGCCUCAGUGGCUCUUGGGAGGGCGGAAGUGUGGAUGGCGGCCGCAGCCUCAGCAAUUCCUGGGAGGAGGGGGUGAGUGAAGACCGCGGCUAUGUGGCCAGCGACUCCUCCGUCGUGAGCGUCAGCGAAGACGCCAGCCGCCGCCGCUUCUGGGAGAGAGAAAGCGAAGACGAAGGUUCCCGCUGCCGGGGCUCCUGGGAGAGAACGACGGAGGACGGCGUCCCCGGGCCUAGCGACGACGAGGAAGACAGCCGCUGCUGCACUGGCUCGUGGGUGACAGCGAGCGAAGACCGCCGCAGCAGCAGGGGCCUGGACUCGACUCCUCCCCGGAGUCCGAGGGGUCGCACCAUGCCCGGGGUGUCCGGUUCAGGCCCCUUCACCUUCUGCACGGAGACUGCGACCCCGCUGGGUGCCAGGAAGAAAGUGCAUUUUGGUAGCAUACAUGAUGCAGUACGCGCUGGAGAUGUAAAGCAGCUUUCAAAAAUAGUAGAACGUGGUACCAGCAUUAAUGAAGUUGACGUUCUCCAUAAACUUACCCCUUUACAUUGGGCAGCACAUUCUGGCAGUUUGGAGUGUCUUCAUUGGCUCCUCUGGCAUGGAGCUGAUCUCUCACGAGCAACCAUGAGAGGUUGGACAGCAGCUCACAUAGCUGCCAUCAGGGGACAGGAUGCUUGCAUGCAGACUCUUAUAAUUAAUGGAGCUAAUCUGGCAGCUCAAGAUGAUCGUGGAUGCACUCCUUUACACCUUGCGACAACACACGGACAUUCUUUCACUUUACAAAUAAUGCUCCGAAGUGGAGUGGAUCCCAGCGUGACUGAUAAGAGAGAGUGGAAACCUGUGCAUUAUGCAGCUUUUCAUGGGCGGCUUGGCUGUCUGCAACUUCUCAUUAAAUGGGGAUGUAGCAUAGAAGAUGUGGACUACAAUGGAAACCUUCCAGUUCACUUAGCAGCCAUGGAAGGCCACCUUCACUGUUUUAAAUUCCUACUCAGUAGAAUGAGCAGUGCCUCCCAAGCUUUGAAAGCCUUCAAUGAUAAUGGAGAAAAUGUAUUGGACCUAGCCCAGAGGUUCUUUAAGCAGAACAUUUUACAGUUUAUCCAGGGGGCUGAGUAUGAAGGAAAUGAUCCAAAAGAUCAAGAAACUUUAGCAUUUCCAGGUCAUGUGGCUGCCUUUAAGGGUGAUUUGGCAAUGCUUAAGAAAUUAAUAGAAGAUGGAGUAAUCAAUAUUAAUGAACGUGAUAAUAAUGGAUCAACUCUUAUGCAUAAAGCUGCUGGGCAAGGCCACAUAGAGUGUUUGCAGUGGCUAAUUAAAAUGGGAGCAGACAGUAAUAUUACCAACAAAGCAAGGGAGAAACCCAGUGAUGUGGCUAAGAGGUUUGCCCAUUUAGCAGCAGUAAAGCUAUUGGAAGGACUACAGAAAUAUGAUACAGAUGAUGAGAGUGAAAUUGAUGAAAAUGAUAUUAAGUUUUUCAUAAGACAUGGUGUUGAGGGAAGCACUGAUGCCAAAGAUGAUAUAGGUCUCAGUGAGUCAGAUAAAACAGAUGCCAGAGUGAGAGCUUAUAAGAAAAUUGUAGAAUUGAGACACCUCCUGGAAAUUGCAGAGAGCAACUAUAAACACUUGGGAGGCAUAACAGAAGAAGAUCUAAAGCAGAAGAAAGAACAGCUUGAGUCUGAAAAGACUGUCAAAGAGCUGCAGGGCAACCUAGAGUAUGAACGACUACGCAGAGAAAAAUUAGAAUGUCAGCUGGAUGAGUAUCGAGCAGAGGUAGAUCAACUCAGGGAGAUGCUGGAAAAAACUCAGGUUCCCAACUUUGCGGCUGUGGAAGAUGACCCUUCUUGUGAGUCAAGCAAAGAGAAGAGGCGAGUGAAGAAAAAGGUGUCUUCUGGGGGAGUUUUUGUGAAAAGUUUUUAUUUUUUGGCUGCGCGGCUUGCGGGAUCUUGGUUCCCAACCAGGGAUCGAACCUGCACCCCAGACAGUGGAAGCACGGAGUCUUAACCACUGGACCGCCAGGGAAGUUGAUUUUGAAGGAUCUUCUACCAUCAGAAAUUUCUAGGAUACUGAAUAAGACUUAGAAGUCAGGUAAUAAAAUAGAAGUAUCGUUUAAAUAAUUGUCAGUAUAACAUAGUUUGGUUUAAAUUCCUGAGUAUCUUUCCUAUAUUUGGCACUACAAAGAAUUUGUGAAAGAAAAGGUGGCCCCUAUCUGAUAGAUUUAUUUUUUUAAGUUUUUAGUUAACACCUCCAUCACCACACAAGUUCUUUCUUUUUUUAAAAUUUAUUUUAUUUAA
Messenger RNA from Aethalodelphis obliquidens (Pacific white-sided dolphin), 2942 nucleotides. RefSeq names its product ankyrin repeat domain 42 (gene ANKRD42). Gene Ontology annotation, molecular function: protein binding. The transcript is spliced from 13 exons. NCBI's taxonomy places the organism in Eukaryota, Metazoa, Chordata, Mammalia, Artiodactyla, Delphinidae. The coding region runs from base 16 to 2652 and encodes 878 amino acids. The record is from RefSeq and is a predicted model, not a curated record.